Molecule: messenger RNA, 558 nt
Organism: Closterium sp. NIES-67
Lineage: Eukaryota; Viridiplantae; Streptophyta; Zygnematophyceae; Desmidiales; Closteriaceae
Source: the annotation of a GenBank genome assembly
ACAGUUCGCAUGAAGUGCGCUGCGAGGCGCUCGCUACAGUAUUUCUCGAAGAUCGACCUUUGCGGCAGUUACCACCAGACUCGAGUCUUCGCCGACGAUUGCCACAAGACCGCGUUUCGUACUCACUACGGGAGUUACGAAUACACCGCCAUGCGGUUUGGGUUAAUUAAUGCCCCCUCGACGUUCCUGCUGACGAUGAACGAGGUCUUUCGGGAUCUACUUGAUAAAUGUGUGAUCAUUUAUCUGGAUGAUAUCUUGAUUUACAGCACGACACGGGAGCAUCACCUAAAGGACCUAGAAGCAGUUUUUAAGCGCAUGCAGAAGAAUUGUCUCAUCGCCACAGGCUUUAAGUGCAAGUUUUUUAAACCCAAACUAGAGUUUUGGGGGCACGUUAUUUCGACGGAAGGCGUGAAAAUUGACCCCCGCAAAAUUCGGGCAAUUCAGGAAUGGAGGCCGCCGACCAACCUCAAGGAGCUGCAAUCGUUUUUUGGGUUUGUCAAUUUUGUGCGGUGGUUUAUCCCCAACAUGGCAGGUUAAAUGGAGCACUAACUGACCUAC